Messenger RNA from Pneumocystis murina B123, 906 nucleotides. RefSeq lists its product as hypothetical. Gene Ontology annotation, cellular component: cytosol; proteasome regulatory particle, base subcomplex; nucleus. The record is from RefSeq and is a predicted model, not a curated record. Gene Ontology annotation, molecular function: polyubiquitin modification-dependent protein binding. The transcript has 6 exons. Bases 30 to 854 code for a protein of 274 amino acids. Lineage: Eukaryota; Fungi; Ascomycota; Pneumocystomycetes; Pneumocystales; Pneumocystaceae. Gene Ontology annotation, biological process: proteasome-mediated ubiquitin-dependent protein catabolic process.
UGACUUGUAAAUAAUAUUAAAUUAAAAAUAUGACAUUAGAAGCAACAAUGAUUGUGAUGGAUAAUAGUGAAUUUGCAAGAAAUGGGGAUUAUUUACCUACACGAUUUGGAUCUCAAAAAGAUGCUAUUAAUCUGAUUUUUUCAGCAAAAAUGAGAGCACAUCCUGAAAACAUGAUAGGGUUAAUGUCUAUGGGAGGAAAAGGUCCAGAAAUAUUAGUUACAUUAACACAAGAUUAUGGCAAAUUUCUAGCAGCAAUGCAUGAAUCAAAGAUUGGAGGGAACUCAAAUAUUUGUACGAGUAUUCAAGUGGCUCAUCUUGCACUUAAACAUCGGCCUGAAAAACGUCAAAGACAAAGAAUUAUUGUAUUUGUUGGAUCUCCAGUUACAGAAGAUGAAAAAACGUUGGUUAAAUUAGCAAAGAAAAUGAAAAAAAAUAAUGUUUCUGUUGAUUUUGUUUAUUUCGGGGAAAUAUGUGAAGAAAAUACAGCAAAAUUAAAUGCAUUUAUUGAAGCAAUUAAUAGUGAUAACAACUCACAUCUUACAACAAUACCACCUGGGCCUCGUUUAUUAUCAGAUCAGCUUCUAUAUUCCCCGAUAAUUGCUACAGAUAGGGCUUCGAUGCAUUCUACUUCUAAUAUUCAGGGCGGAUUUCCGAGUGAACAUUUUGAUUUUGGCGUAGAUCCUAAUCUUGACCCAGAACUUGCAUUAGCGCUUCAAAUGUCGCUUCAAGAAGAACAAGCUCGUCAAGAGGUACAAGAAGGUAGGUCUCGCGAAAAUAAUACUGAACUUUCAAAUCAUACUAUCCAAAAAGAUUCUACUCAAGAAAAUACUGAAAAAAUGGAUGUUGAAAAAUAAUCUGCUAUUUAAUUAUUUUUAUUUAUUCCACUUUUUUUUUAUAAAAAAAAUU